GUGCUUUGGCUGCCUGCAUAAAUAAAUCUCUUCUCUCUCUUUUAUAAGUCAUAAAAACCUUACAACCUUUCUUUCCUCUGCAGCCCAAAAACAAAACUAAAAACACAAAGAAGAAGAAGAAGAAGGUGAAUUAGAGAGAGAUUCAUAAGGAAGAAACCUCUUUUCCAGAAUCAGAGAAAGUUGUAUCAUCUUCUUUUAGGGUUUUAAGAUGACUGCUGAAGUUAAGGUUGAGGAGAAACAGGUGGAGUCUGAGGUUGUGGUUGCUCCUGCUGUUGUUCCUGAGGAGACUACUGUGAAAUCUGUUGUUGUUGAACAAGAAGACGAUGUCAAAGCUGUGGACGAAGAUGAGAGCAGCAAGCCUAAGGGUGUUGAGAAGAGUGCCUCGUUCAAAGAAGAGAGUGAUUUCUUUGCUGAUUUGAAAGAUUCUGAGAAGAAGGCUCUGGGUGAUCUCAAGUUGAAGCUUGAGGAAGCUAUUGUUGAUAACUUUCUCUUCAAGACCAAGAAGAAGGAGACCUCCUCUCCUGUCAAGGAGAAGAAGGAAGAGGCUGUGAAACCAGAAGCUGCUGCUGAGGUAGAGAAGAAGAAGGAAGAAGAAGCAGAGGACAACAAGGUUGAAGAAGAGAAGAAAUCUGAGGCUGUUGUUGUUACCGAAGAAGCUGCUAAACCUGAGGCUGUUGUUGUUGCAGAGGAGAUAACCGCCCCCAAGGAAGAAGUGAAGACUGCUGCUGAGACUGUUGUUGAGAAGGUAGAAGAAGACACUAAGGAAGAAGUGAAAGCUGAAGAAGAGAAGAAAACCGAGGAUGUUGUAGUUACAGAAGAAGUGAAAGCUGAGACUGUCGAGGAGGAGGAAGCAGAUGAGUCUGUGGAUAAGGACAUUGAGCUGUGGGGAGUGCCAUUGCUUCCAAGCAAAGGAGCUGAAGCCACUGACGUGAUCCUCUUGAAGUUCUUGAGAGCAAGAGACUUCAAAGUCAACGAAGCCUUUGAGAUGCUGAAGAAAACCCUUAAAUGGAGGAAGCAACACAAGAUUGAUUCCAUCCUUGGAGAAGACUUUGGGGAGGAACUUGCCUCUGCGUCUUACAUGAACGGUGUUGACCGAGAGUCCCACCCUGUCUGUUACAAUGUCCACAGCGAGGAGCUUUACCAGACGUUUGGGGCAGAGAAAAACAGAGAGAAGUUCUUGAGGUGGAGGUUUCAGCUCAUGGAGAAGGGUAUCCAGCAGCUUAAUCUGAAACCAGGAGGUGUUACUUCUCUUCUCCAGAUCCAUGAUCUCAAAAACGCUCCUGGAGUGUCAAGAAAAGAUCUUUGGGUUGGAAUUAAGAACGUCAUCGUAACACUGCAGGACAACUAUCCAGAAUUCGUGUCUAGAAACAUAUUCAUAAAUGUUCCGUUCUGGUUCUACGCCAUCAAUGCUGUCCUCUCGCCAUUCUUAACUCAAAGAACCAAGAGCAAGUUUGAUGUGGCUCGUCCAGCUAAGGUCACAGAGACUCUUCUCAAGUACAUUCCAGCUGAGGAGCUUCCAGUUCAGUACGGUGGGUUCAAAAGAGAUGACGAUACCGCAUUCUCCAACGAAGCUGUCACUGAAGUUGUUGUUAAGCCUGGAUCAUCUGAAACCAUUGAAAUCCCAGCUCCUGAGACUGAAGGUACAUUGGUAUGGGACAUAGCGGUUUUGGGAUGGGAAGUGAACUACAAGGAAGAGUUUGUGCCGACCGCUGAAGGAGCUUACACCGUAAUUGUCCAAAAGGUGAAGAAGAUUGGAGCAAAUGAAGAAGCGAUCAGGAACAGUUUCAAGAACAGUCAGGCUGGUAAGAUUGUUCUCACGGUUGACAAUGUCUCCAACAAGAAGAAGAGAGUUCUGUACAGGUACAGAACCAAGACUGAAACCUCUUCCUGAAGUAGAGGCUUCUCUGCACAAACCUAUAAGCAGUCUCUGGAUAUAUAUAUUCUUUUUCUAAAUUCAACGUUUGGUGUUAUUAUUAUUUAUUUUUGAGUGAUAUGUGCGAGAAAGAGAGAGAGAUACUGCAUUGUUUCAUUGAAAAUUCAAUCUUUUGUUAUGAGAUUUAUAUUCUCUUCCGUUUCAA
This is a messenger RNA of Camelina sativa (false flax), 2078 nucleotides long. Its product is annotated as patellin-4. The record is from RefSeq and is a predicted model, not a curated record. Gene Ontology annotation, molecular function: lipid binding. NCBI's taxonomy places the organism in Eukaryota, Viridiplantae, Streptophyta, Magnoliopsida, Brassicales, Brassicaceae.